AUGCUGGUAAAAUCACCCAGAGCAGAAUAUGAGGGAGAGAAGCUUUCUUUGAAGCCCAGCGCAGCUCAUUUUUGGGAGUACAUGGAAAGCAUCUUAGACGUGUCCGAUGCACCCGGGGAAGUAGCUGUGAAUACAGCGUUGGUCAAAUACAUUAAAAAUGCCACCGACAACUACCAACAUUUCAUCAAAACCGAGCAGGGCAUGUAUCGGCUUGGUGUCACUUUCACAGAAUCGUUCAUUUUUCGCAACAACAAAGAAUUCGCAAUCGGGAAACUGCUCUCGUUACUGAGUGUGGAUUUGUUAGAGUCCAACAUGAAGUUCACCAUCAGCUAUAUUCUCUUGUGCGCCGCCAAGGGUGAUUCCUCGGUCUUAGAGCUAUUGCUUGAAUUUCAAGGUUUUACCGUCAUUUACAAUAAUUUGUACAACAUCUUUGCGUAUUUGAAUCGCUACGGAGAGGACAAGGUGCUGAAUUCCAGUGGUAGCGGCAAAAGCGAAUUUGGAUCGGGAAAUACCGACAUCGAAUGGGAAAUAAUCGACAACAUGAAGCAAGUAUCUACCAUCCUCAUGGAUAUCUUAUUCCAGGUGUUCAAAUACUCCAAAUGCGAUAUCUCAAACCUUUCUCUCGUGGAUGAUUUCUUUGUGUAUUUCAUGAUAAGCACGAUACAAUCAGAAAUUAUGGACGACAUUUUCAAUAACGCUAAAUUCAGACUGCUGCUGGCUUUAAAUGAACAAUACAUGAUAUUCUCCUACCAAUUCGAGCUGGAGAACCGCGUCUACAAAUACUUGGUUGAUCAUUCUGUUUCUAAGAAUUUUGUCGAGCUCCUGCUUUUGAAGUUUAACAGAGUGACCAACAGAUCUCUGCAGAUCAUGCUAUGCAAAGUAGUAUACCUGAUAUUAACGAUAGAUAAAGAUUCUGCGGAGGACUUCUUUUAUUUGAACGAUCUACACGUUUUCGUUGACGUUUUGAUUAGAGAGCUCAAUAAUAUUCCUGACGAUGAGGAACUUAUUAGAAACACUUUUCUUCGGGUUCUAUUUCCCUUGUUAAACAACACCGAGCUGGCGCACACAAAAUACCGUAGAUCUGAUUUGAUACACGUUCUGGAAAACUUGUCGUCGCUCGAUAAUAUAUGCUCGUCUGAGGUAAAACCGGUACACAAAACCACUGUUAGGUUGGCACAAAAAUGCCUGCAACAAGUUGAAUGGUUAAAGCCUUACUCAACCGAUUUUGAUAAGCUAGUGAAGGUUGACACUGACGACUCUAGAAGAUCAAGCGUCAGCUUGAACUCAGCUUCUUCAAAUCGCGGAUUUGGAUUGGAAAGACGACCACCUCAUCUGUAUCUAAACUCCGACGCCUCAUUAUCAGCGGAGUCUAUAACGAAACGAUUACAACCUCCAGCACCGCCCCCAGCUCGAAAGUUUCCUUCGCGCCAAGGUAGUGGUCAAAAAAUAGCACAAUUCAAACCAUCGUAG
This is a messenger RNA of Lachancea nothofagi CBS 11611, 1470 nucleotides long. The record is from the annotation of a GenBank genome assembly. NCBI's taxonomy places the organism in Eukaryota, Fungi, Ascomycota, Saccharomycetes, Saccharomycetales, Saccharomycetaceae.